AUGCAGUCGGCACGGAGACAAGCCGACGAGAAGAAGGCCAAGCUCAACCGCUCCUACCAGGAGCUCCUCGAUGAGUUCUCCAACAAGGACCUCAAGACCGUCGGCAACUACCAGCUCGGCCGCCUGAUCGGCAAGGGCUCCUUCGGCAAGGUCUACCUGGCCUCGCACAAGCUCACAAAUGGAUCCAAGGCAUGUGACGGAUGCGAUGUCGUGCUCAAGUCGGCGAAGAAGGAUGACUCCAAUCUCGCCAGGGAGAUACACCACCACCGCCAAUUCGUACAUCCGCACAUUGCCCGGCUGUACGAGGUGGUGGUGACCGAGAAUCUGGUGUGGAUGGUUAUGGAAUAUUGCUCAGGCGAGGAACUCUACGACUACCUCCUCCGACACGGAAAGCUGCCCGUCGACAAGGUCCAGAAGAGCUUCACCCAGCUGGUCGGUGCCGUCGCCUACGUCCACCAGCAGAACUGCGUCCACCGCGAUCUCAAGCUCGAAAACAUCCUGCUCGACAAGAACGAGAAUGUCAAGUUGCUGGACUUUGGCUUUGCGCGAGAGUACGAAGGCAAGACCAACUACCUACAGACCUUUUGCGGGACAAUAUGCUACUCGGCACCGGAGAUGCUGAAAGGAGAGAAAUACGCCGGAGAAAAAGUGGAUGUAUGGAGCUUGGGCAUCAUACUCUACGCUCUGCUAUGUGGAGAGCUGCCCUUCGACGACGAUGACGAUGACACCACCCGGCGGAAGAUCCUUUCCGAAGAGCCUAGCUACCCUGACCAUAUACCCGCCGACGCCCUGUCCCUACUGAGGCAGCUGCUAUCGAAACGACCGUUCCCUCGACCGUCCUUAUCCGACAUCUUGAACCACCCAUUCCUCUCUGAACACGCGCCGGAGCAGCAAGCCAUUCUCAGCAAGGAGCGACUCGAACCAUUUAGCUCAGCCUUGGAAAGAGAUUGUCUGCACCGAAUGAAGAGUGCUGGAGUGAACAUUGACCAUGUGAUAGAAUCUGUCCUGGCUCAGAAAUGCGACACCCUCGCAGGCUGGUGGACGCUUCUGCUGGAGAAGGAGGAGCGCAAGCAAAAGAGGAGAGAGAGGAAGCGCAAGGAGAAGGAGACCGACCGUAGGGGCUCGCGUCGCUUCUCCCAGGCCUCAAGCCGCCUCGAGCGCCUGGCUCCAGUGGGCGAGGAGGGAUCGUUCGUUAAGCUCGGGGACCCACCUCCGCCUAGGCCACGGGGCCGCUCCGAGAGGAGAAGCGGGUACUAUCCCGAGUUCCAGAUCACGGACCUUCCCGGGCUGCCGGAGACGGGCAAGUCAACCAUCACCCUCAGCCCUGACACAGAGAACCCGCCGCCACCGAUAGACAAGGACUCGAUCCGAUCCGUCAGCACGUCACGCAACCGAAGGCCCAUACCACCACCUAAGGAGGGUGUGCCUGGCGUGCUCCGUAGCGCGAGGUCUAGAGGUUCGACACUACACCUCGUCACGACGAGCGAUGCGCUGGGAAGCAGAAGCGGCAGCCGCGGCUUGGAUUCGGAGAUGACACCGCAGCAGAAAGUGCGCAAGAGGCCGUCUCAGGGUAUAAUGGCACACUGGAAAAAUCUUACCAACUGGCUCGUCGAAAGUACUCGGCGUCAUAAGAACGCAAAUAGGAACCAGAGCCACUCAACUCCCGAUCUACGUGCCAAGAGUCGUGCUGGGAGGGACGGCAAGCUAUCCAAGGAAAACAGUCCCAGGCCGCAUACCGGGAAGAACCUUCCAACACACGCUCCGCAAGCAGCUGUGUCACAGCUUCCUCAAAAUCUAGUUGUAAACGGUUUUGCACGGAAACCUGUUGGGUCAUCGGGGCAAGGGCAACAGACGACCGACGCCAUCAGCACCCCAUCCACUCCAGGCUUCUCCACCUCCGGCGGCCCAUCAGUCCAUCGCCGUGUGCCUACUGGGCACUCUUACAAACGCCAGUCUCUUUCGCCAUCGCCUAUCACGCCACGAUCUGCCAUUCGACGCUCUUCGGCAGGCCUCCGUGGGCGCAAGUCGACGUCGUCGUCGGUGUCCUCCGUCAGGUCCAUGCAUCACGCCCAUCACCAUACCCACUCCAAGGCGUCAUCCACAUCGUCCACUAAUUCUGUUUCAACCAACAUGUCAAAAACGCCGAUGCAAACAGGCCGCAGCCCUCACCAUUCCGUCAAAGUUCUACCAGCCACACCCACCAGCAAGACAUCCUUUCCCAGCAACAUCCGACUCGUCCGAGGUGCCGGGCCUCCACUGGCUCUGUACAACGAAGCGGCGCCAGGCAGCGGCAGUGGCACCGGUCGUACCGGUGGCAUGUUAGCGGCGAGCCCCAUGAUCCCACAAGCUCCUGGAUCACCAAACCCGUUCGCUUCGUUCGGCGAGCGCAGCAUGCCCUUCUUCGCGAAACGCAAGAGGAACGUCUUCAAGGGCCCUUCCUUGGCCUUCGGUGGCGGCAACAGCAGCCGGAGCGCUAGCGGAAGCAACGCGGGCGGCACGCCGUCUCACAGCCGCAGCGCCAGUGGCGAGCGCAUGGGCGGGGGCCGGCGCAGUGGUGAGAUCGCCGCGGUGCAGGAAGAGGACGAGGAGGAAGCGCUGGAAAUGGAAGAUGAUAUGCUCGAGGAGGAUGAGGACGAGGAUGACCGCGACACCGUCAAGUUCCGCAGCCUGGCCGAGGAGGACGAAGAGGUGGAGGAGGUGGAGAGUUUCACCCCUGUGGUCAAAGGGCCCGGCGAGCAGGUCGAGGAGCGGAUCUUUGAGCCGGGUGAACUGGAGAAGGCCCAGAACGGCGUCAACAGGGGUGCCAACAAUGCGACAUCCUCCCCUAGUCAUAACGCGGUUACUGCGACUGGCACUGCGGCUGCUGUGAGGUGA
Diaporthe amygdali is the source of this 2874-nucleotide messenger RNA. RefSeq names its product MAP/microtubule affinity-regulating kinase. The transcript is spliced from 3 exons. The record is from RefSeq and is a predicted model, not a curated record. NCBI's taxonomy places the organism in Eukaryota, Fungi, Ascomycota, Sordariomycetes, Diaporthales, Diaporthaceae. The coding region runs from base 1 to 2874 and encodes 957 amino acids. Gene Ontology annotation, molecular function: protein kinase activity; ATP binding. Gene Ontology annotation, biological process: mitotic spindle organization; regulation of cytokinesis; protein phosphorylation. Gene Ontology annotation, cellular component: spindle microtubule; chromosome passenger complex; spindle pole centrosome.